AUGCUCGUUGGGCGAUUCUAUCCCGAGAGUCUAUCAGUUGCCGCCUUCUCAUACAUGUUCAGCACAUGCACUGGAUGGCUCGUCGGAAUGGGUGGCUCGACUGCUCUCGAUACCCUUGCCUCCACCGCUUUCACUGGCCGCGACAAGCACUACACAGGCAUCCUCCUACAAAGAGCCACGAUUGUUCUCACAUUGUUCUUCAUUCCGGUGGCACUUAUCUGGGUGUAUGCCGAGCCUCUCUUCGUCGCUCUCGGCCAAGACAAAUCACUAUCGCAUGAUUCGGCUAGGUUCCUGACGCAUCUGAUUCCCGGUGGUCUUGGGUACAUCUACUUCGAAAUACUCAAGAAAUACUUGCAAGCUCAAGGAAUUGUGCAGCCAACGACCUACGUCCUCCUGGUCACCUCUCCCAUCAGUGCUGGUCUGAACUACUGGUUUAUCAAGUUUUCAGGCUUUGGUGUGAUGGGAGCCCCACUGGCAACUGGUAUCGGGUACUGGCUUUCUUUCUUUGGCCUUCUCUCUUACACAUGGAUCGUCGAGGGGUACGAGUGCUGGAACGGUUGGGAUAGAUGUUGUCUUGACAACCUGCCAGCCUUUUCCCGUCUUGCUUUCCUUGGGUUUGUUCAUUUGGGUACGGAGUUCUGGGCAUUCGAGAUCGUUGCUCUUGUUGCUGGCCGCCUUGGCCCGCUGCCGCUGGCCUCACAAAGCGUUCUCAUGACCGCAGAUCAGGUCCUCGUUACCAUCCCAUUUGGCAUCGGUGUGGCAACCAGUAUCCGAGUCGGCGGGCUGCUUGGCCUCAGAGACAAAACCGCUUCCAUCAGAUCCGUCAGAGUCGCGAUAUUUUUGACUCUAGCUGCGGCUACUUCUGUCAUGAUUGUGUUGAUUGCCAGCAGAUCUCGAUUUGCUGCUAUCUUUACACCUGAUGAGACGGUGAUAUCAUACACAGCAGGGGUACUGCCAUGGGUGGCUUUAUUUCAAAUAUUCGACGGACUCAAUGGGAGCUGUGGAGGAUCACUUCGUGGGAUGGGAAAGCAGAACGUUGGCGCCACCAUCAACGCUCUCUCAUAUUAUGUUGUCGCGCUGCCGCUUGGUACUUGGAUGGCCUUUUCAGGAUGGGAACUCUCGGGACUCUGGGUAGGACAGACGGUGGGCAUGAUUUUAGUCGCAUGUUUGGAACUUGCUGUCAUUCUUUUCAGCAACUGGGAUGAUGAGAUCAAGAAAGCAUUUCAGAGGAUAGGUGCCUAG
Colletotrichum gloeosporioides is the source of this 1242-nucleotide messenger RNA. RefSeq names its product putative transporter C11D3.06. Gene Ontology annotation, molecular function: antiporter activity; xenobiotic transmembrane transporter activity. The record is from RefSeq and is a predicted model, not a curated record. NCBI's taxonomy places the organism in Eukaryota, Fungi, Ascomycota, Sordariomycetes, Glomerellales, Glomerellaceae. The coding region runs from base 1 to 1242 and encodes 413 amino acids. The transcript has a single exon. Gene Ontology annotation, cellular component: membrane. Gene Ontology annotation, biological process: xenobiotic detoxification by transmembrane export across the plasma membrane.